AUGCUUAACAAACUAACUGUGACCCCAAAGUAUCUUGAGAAAGGACACACGCAGAUGGAGUGUCAUAGCAUGCAUUCCGUCAUCGAGAGAGCAAUAAGACACAAGAAAAUAAACGUGCCGGCGGACUAUGCUUAUCUGGCCAAAAUAGCUUGCAAAAGAAAUCCUUAUGAAGUUCAAUACCUUUAUCAUCACUUUUUUAAAGAUAUCGAACAUACAUUAACUUUUUACAAGUCAAUCAAGCCCGGAAGAAAAGCAGGUGAUCCAACUGUAACUAAUCUCAGAGUUUUGAAGUAUACUUCUGACGGGAUGAUAGUCUAUAAACUAAGACACUCCAGCACUAUCUGGGAAGAAUUUCCUAUCAGAACGAAGAAAAUAAGUUGCAUUCCAUGGGAUGAGAUUCCUCAGCUGUAUUCUACUAGGCUAAAAAUUAAAAAGGAAAAGUACCAGGAUCUCCAGACCCUUAAACACACAAUGGAGAAAGAUUACCACAAAUUUUACGAUGAUUUACCUCACUUUUAA
This is a messenger RNA of Parnassius apollo (apollo), 519 nucleotides long. Lineage: Eukaryota; Metazoa; Arthropoda; Insecta; Lepidoptera; Papilionidae. The record is from the annotation of a GenBank genome assembly.